Prunus armeniaca (apricot) is the source of this 258-nucleotide messenger RNA. Lineage: Eukaryota; Viridiplantae; Streptophyta; Magnoliopsida; Rosales; Rosaceae. The record is from the annotation of a GenBank genome assembly.
AUGUCGACGGUGAAGAAGAUGGCGGUUGCUCUGUUGGUUCUGUGUGCGGUGUUUUCUUGUAUGGAGAAGGUGGUAGAUUCUGCUGGAGUUGACUGCUAUGAUGCUUGCAACACUGGCUGUGUUCAAAGCAACACGAGACUUUAUCAACGCUGUGAUCGCAAGUGCCGGAUUAAGUGCGGUCCAGGUAAAAUCCCAAGUCUUCCGUCGACCUUAUCACCUUGGAACUUUAAGGCUUCUUUUGCCCAAGUGCCAGAUUGA